ACUGGCAGUUGGAGCAGAAUGUUCUUUCUGACAGGGAGGAGGGAACCAGGCUCUUUCUCUGGCUGAUGGCACUGAGAGCAUCAGAUAGAUGACACACAAUGGGACCAUGCAGGCAUCUCUGAUCUUCUUCCUCUUCUCCAUCCUGCUUGCGACUGGUGUUUGUCUGGAGUGUGAAUUCUGCAGCAGCCAAACUGCCAACUGCAAGGGGCUGUCACAACUCUGCACACCAUCAGAAGAUGUCUGCCUCACCCUCACCAUAGAGACCAUCGUUGAGGAUGCGGUAGUAAUUAUUGCAACGUACAAAGGCUGCACAAGGUCCGUCCACUGCAGCCGGUCGCCCAUGACCUUCACCUUCCCUUUGAAGCGCAAACGGAGAGCCUCCAAGUGCUGCCGCAAGGAUCUUUGCAACCGUGGAAUGGUGACACUGCCAAAAUUCGGGAUCAGACCGAACGGGCUGAAGUGUCCUGGAUGCAUCUCGCAGGAUCCAAGUUGCCCACCCACUGAACUAAUACACUGCCAUGGCUGGGAAGACCAUUGUGUCUAUUAUAAUGUGGAUGUGGAACAGGGUGGCAUGAUUUAUUCUCAUGUGAAACGUGGCUGUGGGACCAGGAACUCUUGUAUGCAUCACUCACGUGUGUUUGGGGUGCCUGGGAAGUUUAUGGAAACGUAUAAGAAAGCCCAAUGCACUCCAGCCCCAAGGAUACACACUAAGCACCGACAUUCUCACAAGAACAGAGACUCCGGCUAACAAAAACAUCCGCUGAAGCAUCUUGCUUUCCAGCAGCUGAAGUCCAAAAGAAAUCUAAAAAUAAAUAAAAAUCCAGGCAUUA
Messenger RNA from Hemicordylus capensis (graceful crag lizard), 830 nucleotides. Its product is annotated as phospholipase A2 inhibitor and Ly6/PLAUR domain-containing protein-like. Gene Ontology annotation, molecular function: phospholipase inhibitor activity. The record is from RefSeq and is a predicted model, not a curated record. The coding region runs from base 89 to 748 and encodes 219 amino acids. The transcript has 6 exons. Lineage: Eukaryota; Metazoa; Chordata; Lepidosauria; Squamata; Cordylidae. Gene Ontology annotation, cellular component: extracellular region.